UCAACGGCUGAGAUCUCUGGUGCAGUGCUUUCUCGUAGAACGAACGAACAAUCUCCUCUCUCUUUCUUCCUUGUUUUUUCAAUUUUAUUUUUGUUUUCCCAAAAAAAUCCUGAAAAAUUCGUAAUUUUCUGGAAAAAGAAAUUCUGUGGCAUCUUCUAACCAUGGCAUUCAUGGAAGAAGAGAGAGCAAAUUUUGAGAACGAGGUCAAAAUUAAGGAUUUGAAUGGAGAAGGCGGCAUUGAAGACGAGAGUCCAGUGAAGAACUCUGUAGAAUAUGAGGAGGAUGAGGAGGAAGAAGAAGACGGUGAUGAUGAUGACAACGACGAAGACGAAGAAGAAGAUGGAGACGACGAAGACGAAGACGGAGAUGGAGAAGAAGAGGAAGAGGAGGGGGAAGAUGCGCAGGUCUUGCAGUCUGCAGGUGGGCCAUCAAUUCAGUCAGUCGACGAUGAGGAUGAGGAUGAUGAUGGAGAAGGCGGUGAUGGUGAUGAUGACGACAACGACGACGACGACGACGACGACGACGGGGAGAGCGACGAAGACGAUGAGGAUGGCGAUGAAGAGGAGGAUAUACCUACAGAAUACCUUGUGAGGCCGGUUGCUCGAGCUGAAGAUGAGAAAGAUGCCAGUGAUUUCAAACCAGAAGAAAAUGGUGAGGAUGAAGAUGACGAUGAUGAGGGUUUUGGCAAGGUCGAAGCUCCACCAAAGAGGAAGAGGUUGGGCAAAGAUGAUUCUGAUGAUGAUGAUGGUGGAGAGGAUGAUGAGAGACCAUCCAAGCGAUAGGGCUUUGUCCCUUGUUGGUUGAGGAAUGGGCCGUCUGGCCAUUGACAUAUAGGUCAAUAUCUCUCUUGCCCAUCUCUUAUUAGAAAGUAGAGUAGAUGCUCCGUGUGUUAUGAUGAUACUGAACUAUUUACUUUAGUGUCUAGUAGUAUAGUAUGUCUUGUAUGUUAUUUGCAUAGUUAUGGUGGGCUUUGAGGAGACUAUUUGAAGCAAGUGGUUUAGAAUCUGUAUAAGUUAUGAUCUUAGACAAAGUGUAGACUGUUUUUAAGUGCUUUGAUACUGUUUGAUUGAAAAUCUGCCAGAUGUUAUAUCUUUGAUGUUAUGUCGAUCGCUUGUUGUUUAUGAGAGUGGUUGGUUUAUAAAUUCCUCUUGGCACUUC
Molecule: messenger RNA, 1158 nt
Organism: Tripterygium wilfordii
Lineage: Eukaryota; Viridiplantae; Streptophyta; Magnoliopsida; Celastrales; Celastraceae
Product: phosphopantothenoylcysteine decarboxylase subunit VHS3-like
Exons: 2
Coding region: 162-782 (206 amino acids)
Source: RefSeq, a predicted model, not a curated record